Messenger RNA from Cladocopium goreaui, 1386 nucleotides. Lineage: Eukaryota; Dinophyceae; Suessiales; Symbiodiniaceae. The record is from the annotation of a GenBank genome assembly.
AUGGUGUUGUCAUCCCUUCCUUUGGUGUUUGCUGGCUUUGCAACAUGUCAUGCUGCUUUGAUCACGGUUCCUUCUGCUUCCCAGCUUCGAUACCAAUCGACGGAUUUUGUGGCUUUGAUUCAUUUCAACAUAGAAACCUUUGCUCAUAAUACCGGCUGUGACAGCAGCAAUUGGAAUACACUUGCUCCCUAUGCAACUGGCAAGACACGCGAUCCUGCCACUUUUUACCCGAAGAAGUUGAACACCACGCAGUGGAUGGAGAGCAUCACAGGUCUCGGUGCAAACAUCGCUGUGCUCACAGCCAAGCAUGGCUGUGGCUUUACCUUGUGGCCCAGCAAGGCCAAAUUUUUGGAUGGCAGGCCGUACAAUUAUUCGGUUGGAAUUCCAGGCGCAAGUAUUCAGUAUGACGUGCUGAGAAAGUUUGUUGAUUCAGCUCAAGAUGCUGGGGUUGGCCAUGGCUUCUACUACUCCAUCAUGAAGAAUUUCUACCUUUGCCAUGACUUCAAUGGAAAGCACUCCUGUCUCAGCAGUGUCUUACCCGGCCAACAGAAUAUCUCCGAAGAGGAAUAUUUGCAUAUGGCAAAGCAGCAAGUGACCGAACUAUGGACUCAAUAUGGAAACAUCACGCGCAUCUGGGUGGACAGUGGCCUUGGGGGUUUGGGCCCACUGAUGGACCAGUUGCAACCUCAGGCUGCGGGCACACCUUUGAAUCCCAUUGAUUGGUGCGGCACAGAAUCUGGUUACCCAUCUCGCGAUGUUGGUUCUGGCGAUAUUUGGAGCACAGGACACGGAUACUUUAGGCAAGCUAAUGGCACCCAAUGGGUGCCCAAGUACUGUGAUCCACAGCUGUUCCGGGAGCACGUGUGGUUUUGGGAGCCAUCGCUGCAUGUGCGUAGUCUGGCAGAGAUGAUUCCCAUUUAUCAUGACAUCGUUGGUCGUGGCAUGGUCAUGGAACUUGCCUUCUCGAUCGACCGUGAUGGUUUGGUGGAAGAGAGUCAUGCCAAAGUCUACAGGCAGCUGGGCCAGUGGGUGCAGCAAUGCUACGCUUCUCCUUUGGCAGUUGCAUCUGGAAAGGGCUAUGUCUUCAAUCUUUUUGCAUUGCGCGAAGGUCAGAUGGUGGAUCGCUUUCAAAUCCAGGAAGGUAUUGUGAUGGGACAGCGUGUGAGAAACUACACCAUUGAACGCAGCUCAUCCAAUGGAUGGGUUCCUUUGGUCAGUGCAAGUGCCAUUGGCAGAAAGCGGAUUCAUUUGCUUCCCAAAAGUCUCAUGGUAUCUGCCAGUAUGAUGAUCCGGCUCCGAAUCGAGAAUGCAAUUGCCGAGCCUUCAAUCAAACAGUUCAGUGCCUUUGCACCGUGUCCGGACGAGAUGAUACCCCUGUCUAUCUAG